CGUCGGGAGCCAGUUUCAUCCGAUUUUGCGGCAUUUCAACUUGGUUUUGGGUUGUACCGGCCUAGAGUGAUGCGUUCAAAUAUAAACACAGUGCUUAUAUUAAUAACAUGAAAUAGUUUUUAGUUAGUUGAAUUCUUAUAAGGUUAUUUACGAUACUCAAAAGUUUAAAAUGAAUUUGUUAUUGAAAUUUCCCAAGAAAUUGUUGAUAAAUAAACUUUGGCUAGAAUGUGCUGUUUAUAGUUCCGCCAGUGCGACAAAAACUUCCCGGUCAAGAGAAAAAAAAAGUACUGAAAUUCCUCCCGACAAACCAUGUAAAGUGAUUAAUGAAAUAGAGGAAUAUUUUCGACAAAAUGAUAGAGAUAGCAAACUGUUGGCGAAAUUCCCACCUUCUAUCCUACGGCGAAACCCAGCCAACGCGGACCGUUUCUACUUGGCAUCUCAAGAAACCGCCAAAAUCAUAAGCCAACACGUGACGACAGGCCUUUCACAGGAUGUUCCCCUCAUCGAGGUGAAUCCUGGCUUGGGCAUAUUAACCCGAGAACUACUCACCAAAAGAAAGUCUUCACAACUAAUACUGAUCGAAACCGAUCAAAACUUUGAACCGGACUUGAAACGUUUGAUCGCCAGCAAAGACCCCUCGCUUGUGCAACUACAUCAGGCUGACUUCAACGGGCACUGGAGAUACACAUACCUGGAUAGCUUGGACCAGGGUAAUCGAAUGGCCAGCAUGAUGAAGCACCUUCCCUGUGGGGGACAUCACUGGAAAGAUGAGGCAGUUAGUUUCCGCCUGUACUCGGCCGUCGAUUCGAUGCGAUUUUUCAAAACGUUGAUGAGCUCGGUCGCCUCCCAGAAAGGCAUUUUUUCGCUCGGAAGGUUCGAAAUGGUGCUGGUCAUGUCGCCCCUUGUUUAUGCGCAUCUUACCUGCCCCCGGGAAGCUGGUUAUAAAUUGUACCGCAGCAAUACGGUGCUGUUCCAGUUGUUCUUCGAGCAUCAGUUCCUGGCCAAAGUGCCACGGUACGAUUUUCUGCCCUGGCCUGCCAAUUUGGAGAGACUGGGCAAAAAAGCAUACGUUCAACGGUGGCGCGUAGAUUUAGCUAACUCCAAUGAUUGGUACCUGGUAAAGGUGGUUCCCCGAAAAGAUCUCUUCACUUAUUGUCUACCGGAUAACCUGCGGGCGUUGGCCUUUUUCGUCAAACAGAAUAUGAUCAGCAGGAAAAAUCGUGUGAUACCAGCGCUGGAACGUUGGAUUCCUCACUGUGGUGCACGACUUAUCUUGAACGAAAACUACAAAUCAAGUAAAUCGAGGGUUGCUGCAGCGCCAGCUACCAAGUCACCAGAUUAUGAUCAUCCCGUAUGGUUCAGGGCAAAGUCAUUCCCAUUGCAUCAUAAUGAUUAUGUUAACGGGUUGAAUAUAUUCACUGAAUUUGGCGAAUUGACGCCUUCACAAAUUUUGUUCGUAUUCAACGAAUUUAUUAGUUGGCCAGAAUUCCACCAAAGCCCAUUCCUGCAAAAUAUGGAACAGUGCAGCACGGUCAAAGAUCAGGAUCAUUCGCGGAAGGUGUCUGCUAAAGGUUCUACAGAUAAUGAUAAUGAAGAAGUUGAAGAACUACUGAACGAAAAGGAAGUUAAUGUAAAGAAAAGUCGGAAACGCUGAUGUUGAUAAAUCGAUUUGAUCGAUCACAAGUAAGUAGUUCAUUUUUUUUAUUGAUACAGCUCGGCUCGCUGUAAUUUGAUCCAUAAAAUAAUAUCGGAAAUAACGAAGAAAAAACUGUAUUCAUUGGAAA
Molecule: messenger RNA, 1784 nt
Organism: Uranotaenia lowii
Lineage: Eukaryota; Metazoa; Arthropoda; Insecta; Diptera; Culicidae
Gene: mtTFB2
Product: dimethyladenosine transferase 2, mitochondrial
Exons: 3
Coding region: 170-1654 (494 amino acids)
Biological process (GO): transcription initiation at mitochondrial promoter; rRNA methylation
Cellular component (GO): mitochondrial matrix
Molecular function (GO): mitochondrial transcription factor activity; rRNA (adenine-N6,N6-)-dimethyltransferase activity
Source: RefSeq, a predicted model, not a curated record